Molecule: messenger RNA, 2301 nt
Organism: Puma concolor (puma)
Lineage: Eukaryota; Metazoa; Chordata; Mammalia; Carnivora; Felidae
Gene: PKD2L1
Product: polycystin 2 like 1, transient receptor potential cation channel
Biological process (GO): detection of mechanical stimulus; potassium ion transmembrane transport
Cellular component (GO): membrane
Molecular function (GO): sodium channel activity; calcium-activated potassium channel activity; calcium channel activity
Source: RefSeq, a predicted model, not a curated record
AUGGGAAGUCCCAAGGGGCAAGAGCUCCAAAAUAUGGGGAGAGGAGCCUGGGACAACCCUGCCUACAGUGGUCCCCGGUCCCCACAUGGGACACUGAGGAUCUGCACCAUCUCCAGUGUGAUGCCCCCUGAAUCCCAGCCCAAAAAGCCUGAAGAUGGACCCCAAAAGAAGGCGUACAGGACCCUGGUGUCCAACUGCUGCUUCCAGAUCUGCCGUGGCAUCAGAGGACUUUGGGGAACAACCCUGACUGAGAACACAGCUGAAAACCGGGAGCUGUAUGUCAAGACCACCCUGCGGGAGCUUUUAGUAUACAUCGUAUUCCUGGUGGACAUCUGUCUCUUGACCUACGGAAUGACAAGCUCCAGUGCCUAUUAUUACACCAAAGUGAUGUCUGAGCUCUUCUUACAUACCCCGUCAGACACCGGAGUCUCCUUCCAGGCCAUCAGCAGCAUGGCGGACUUCUGGGACUUUGCCCAGGGCCCACUACUGGACAGUUUGUAUUGGACCAAAUGGUACAACAACCAGAGCCUGGGCCAUGGCUCCCACUCCUUCAUCUACUAUGAGAACCUGCUGCUGGGGGUUCCAAGGCUACGGCAGCUGAGGGUCCGCAAUGACUCCUGCGUGGUGCAUGAAGACUUCCGUGAGGACAUUUUGAGCUGCUACGACGUCUACUCUCCAGACAAAGAAGAGCAGCUCCCCUUCGGGCCUCUCAAUGGCACAGCGUGGACAUACCACUCGCAGGAUGAGCUGGGGGGCUCCUCUCACUGGGGCCGGCUGACAAGCUACAGUGGAGGUGGCUACUAUCUGGACCUUCCAGGGUCCCGACAGGCCAGCGCAGAGGCACUCCAGGACCUUCAGGAGGGCCUGUGGCUAGACAGGGGCACUCGGGUGGUCUUCAUUGACUUCUCAGUCUACAAUGCCAACAUCAACCUUUUCUGUGUUCUGAGACUGGUGGUGGAGUUUCCAGCUACAGGAGGUGCCAUCCCAUCUUGGCAAAUCCGUACAGUUAAGCUGAUCCGCUAUGUCAGUAACUGGGACUUCUUUAUCAUUGUCUGUGAAAUCAUCUUCUGCAUCUUCAUCUUUUACUAUGUGGUAGAGGAGAUACUGGAGCUCCACAUCCACCAGUUUCGUUACCUCAGAAGCAUCUGGAACAUUCUGGACCUGGUGGUCAUCUUGCUCUCUAUUGUGGCUGUGGGCUUCCACAUAUUCCGAACCCUUGAGGUGAACCGGCUGAUGGGGAAGCUCCUGCAGCAGCCAAACACGUAUGCUGACUUCGAGUUCCUCGCCUUCUGGCAGACACAGUACAACAACAUGAAUGCUGUGAACCUUUUCUUUGCCUGGAUCAAGAUAUUCAAGUACAUCAGCUUCAACAAAACCAUGACUCAGCUCUCCUCCACGCUGGCCCGCUGUGCCAAGGACAUCCUGGGUUUUGCUGUCAUGUUCUUCAUUGUUUUCUUCGCCUAUGCCCAACUCGGCUACCUGCUUUUUGGGACCCAAGUGGAAAACUUCAGCACUUUCAUCAAGUGCAUUUUCACUCAGUUCCGGAUCAUCCUUGGGGACUUUGACUACAACGCUAUUGACAAUGCCAACCGCAUCCUGGGACCUGCCUACUUUGUCACCUAUGUCUUCUUUGUCUUCUUCGUGCUCCUGAACAUGUUCCUGGCCAUCAUCAAUGAUACAUAUUCAGAGGUCAAGGAAGAGUUAGCUGGACAGAAGGAUGAGCUGCAACUUUCUGACCUCCUGAAACAGGGCUACAACAAGACCCUACUGAGGCUGCGUUUGAGGAAGGAGCGAGUUUCAGAUGUACAGAAGGUCCUGCAGGGUGGAGAGCAGGAGAUCCAAUUUGAGGAUUUCACCAACAGCUUGAGGGAACUGGGGCACGCAGAGCAUGAGAUCACUGAGCUCACAGCUGCCUUCACCAGGUUUGACCAAGAUGGGAAUCACAUCCUGGACAAGAAAGAACAGGAACAAAUGCAACAGGACCUCGAGGAGAAGAGGGUGGCCCUCAACGCUGAGAUUGAGAACCUGGGCCGGUCCAUUGUGAGUAGCCCACCAGGCGAGUUGUGUCCAGAGGCUACCAGAGCAGGUGGCUGGGUUUCAGGAGAAGAAUUCUACACACUCACAAGGAGAGUUCUGCAUCUGGAGACUGUCCUGGAAGGAGUCAUGUCCCAGGUAGAUGCUGUGGGCUCAAAACUGAAGAUGCUGGAAAGGAAGGGGCAGCUAGCUCUCUCCCCAGGCAUGGGAGAUCAAGGCGUUUGGGAACACCUGCAGCCAGCCCCAGCUAUGACUCCAGCCCCCUGA